Messenger RNA from Drosophila kikkawai, 645 nucleotides. Lineage: Eukaryota; Metazoa; Arthropoda; Insecta; Diptera; Drosophilidae. The record is from RefSeq and is a predicted model, not a curated record.
AUGUGGAAGAUAAUCAGGCCUGCUCCGGAGAUCUUAGAGUUAAGCUCCGAGGAAGAAGAGGAGCCGGACUCAACGCGCGACGCCAUCGUCAUCUCCGACGAGGAGGGCCACGACGGAACGGAGGCGGGGCCGCCCCCCCGCUACGAGACGCCACCACCAGCGUACGAGGUUCUAUUCGGACCUGGCCCUUACCCUGGCCAAACGGAGACAGACAAAGCCGGGGAGACCACGGCCAACACCACCGACAGUUCCAACGGGAACAUGGCCCACAUCAUGGGCGCAUCAUCGGCUGCGGCAGCACCUACCGGGACCACCAACGCGACGCCCUUUGGGGACGCGAGGGUCACCGGAACCGCUGCCGGCGGACCGCCUGCCGUCAUCCUGGACACCACAGCCACCAGGGCUGGGGGCACCAACCUCAGCAACCUCAGCAACCACAGAAACCUUAGCGACCACAGCAGCAGUACCACUACCAGCCAGGACCACCACACGGCCGCCACCACUAGCCGUGCCCCUGACACCGACGCCGGUACAGCCGCCAACACGCCCGGGAUUACCGCCGGCCAGAGGACACCCCUCUCGCCCGGGUCAACCCGACGUGGGAAGGGAGGGGGAGCAUCCGCUCCACCCUCGGACCGCUCGUAG